Messenger RNA from Arabidopsis arenosa, 1103 nucleotides. NCBI's taxonomy places the organism in Eukaryota, Viridiplantae, Streptophyta, Magnoliopsida, Brassicales, Brassicaceae. The record is from the annotation of a GenBank genome assembly.
AUCUCCUAUCAUUCAUCGUACACACAUACUCUCUCUCUCUAUGACAAAACUCCCCAACAUGACAACACUCAACCAUUUGUUUGAUCUGCCGGGGCAGAUUUGCCAUGUCCAGUGUGGUUUUUGCACCACUAUUUUGCUGGUAAGUGUACCGUUCACAAGCUUGUCAAUGGUAGUGACUGUGAGAUGUGGGCAUUGCACAAGCCUUCUCUCAGUCAAUUUGCUGAAGGCUUCCUUCAUUCCUCUCCAUCUCCUUGCUUCUCUGUCCCAUCUUGAUGAGACGGGGAAAGAGGAGGUUGCAGCUACGGAUACUGUGGAAGAAGAAGCAUGGAAGGUGAAUCAGGAGAAGGAGAACAGUCCAACGACUUUGGUUUCAUCUUCAGACAAUGAAGAUGAAGAUGUCUCUCGUGUUUACCAAGUUGUCAAUAAACCACCUGAGAAACGACAAAGAGCUCCUUCAGCUUAUAAUUGCUUCAUCAAGGAAGAGAUCAGGAGGUUAAAGGCUCAGAAUCCAAGCAUGGUUCACAAGGAAGCUUUCAGCUUAGCUGCCAAAAAUUGGGCCCAUUUUCCUCCAGUUCACAACAAGAAAGCUGCUUCAGAUCAAUGUUUUUGUGAGGAAGAUAACAAUGCAAUUCUACCAUGCAAUGCUUUUGAGGACCAUGAAGAAAGCAAUAAUGGGUUCCGAGAGAGAAAGGCUCAGAGGCAUUCCAUUUGGGGGAAAUCUCCAUUUGAGUAAUAACAAUUUGGGAUAUGGAAUUUUAACAAAAAAAUAAAUAAUGGCAUAUGACAUGUGAUGGUGACUCUUUUCUUCUAGGGUUUGAUUAUGUUGCUUUAGGGUUUCUGUUGUUGGAGAGAGAUAGAGGGAAGACGAAUCUAAGACGUACGUAGGAUUUGUGUGUUCGAGAAGAGUCUUGGGAAUGAGCGAGUUUGUUCAGUAGUUUAGUAGUACUUCUCAACUUUGAACUUAAUUUGAAGAGACAUUGACUCUAUACCAAAUCCUACUUUUGCAUUCAUGACUACUCUUAUUCCAUGAAUGUUUUAACAUUCCAUGAAACAGUACUUUAAGAAUCUUUGUUAAGCUAUCAUCAUAAAGAUCCUUCUUGACU